AAGGCUGCGUUAGGUAAUCCGACAAUAAGACAAAAUAUUCAUUUCUUCAUCACUACAGCCGAAGAGGGAAGGGGGAAUAUACUGGGCCCAAAACUCCAAAUCAGCUACAGUGAAUACAAUUUGGAAAUCUCCAGUUCAAUUUAGGUAAAAAUUGAAGAAUUUCGGGAAGGAAAAGGAGAGUCGAUUCAGCUCAGCUGUCAACGAGAUUAGUCUUUUCUCGAUUCAGCUUCUGAGAGUUAUAUUUAUGCUCUUAGAGAAUUUUGCUUAAGAAGUGAAGGGGAUGUCAUCCAAAGUUGAAUCCAAGAAAAGUGGCGAUGAAGAUCUAAACUGCGGGCUUCUAUUGCGUGAUAUUGAAGAAAUUAGCAAAGCCCUUUACUUGCAUAAAAGCCCGCGCGAUGCAUUUAAUUCAACUUAUGACCACCAUCGACACGUGGCAACUAACAUUGGCGUUUCAGAGUCCAAAUCUAAUGUCUUUAUUCGAGAUUCAUUACAUAAGGACAAGAAAUCAUCAAUAUGGAAUUGGAAGCCCAUAAAGGCUUUGACCCACGCCCGGAAUCAUCGGUUCAAUUGUUGUUUUUUCUUGCAUGUCCAUGGUAUUGAAGGAUUGCCACCGUACUUCAACAACCUUAAGUUGUGCGUAACAUGGAAACAGAAGGCCAAUAUUUUGCAAACUCGCCCUGCUCAGGUCUGUUCGGGAAUGGCUGAGUUUGAAGAGACUCUGUUGCACCAAUGCACUAUUUACGUAGGUAGAACUGGGCCCCAUGGUACAGCAAAAUAUGAUCCCAAGCUUUUCUUGCUUCAUGCCUCAGUUAUAGGUGCACCAACGCUUGAUAUAGGGAGUCGCUGGGUUGAUCUAACGAGGUUACUUCCCCUUACCUUGGAUGAGUUAACAGGGGAUAAAAGUAGCUCAGGAAAGUGGACUACUGGCAUUAAGCUCACAGGUCCGGCUAAAGGUGCAGUUUUAAAUGUUAGCUUUGGCUUUUCCAUCUUUGAUGGUAGGUCGAUUGAGCCUGGUUAUUUUGCCAAAGUUCCUGAUAUUGCUAAGGAAGGUGGACUACAUCAUCUUUCUGACUAUGAUAUUAGUAGAACUAACCAGCCUAACAAUCUUGGUAGUGUUCCAUUGAUGUCACGCGGAGGGUCUUAUCAACAGUCCCAAUCGGCAAACUUAAAAUUACUUGAUGAAAUGUUCCUACAGCAAGGGACAGAACUUUCUCAAUCUGUUACUUUGUUGUAUCAGAAAUUUGAUGAGAAAAAGACGGGUGAUCCCAUGGAGUUUGACUUCUACGGUCAUGUAGACUCCUGGAAACCAAUGUCUAACCCUUCACCCGAGUCUGAGUAUGUGGGUGGCCAAACUAGACACGAGUUUGAUGUCACCGAAUUUGGUGUAAUUGAGCAGGGUUUAGAGGUAUCGUUGAAGGAUCAGAUAAAACCAGAAAGUGGUAGUAGUCAGAGGUUUGACUCUUCUGUAAUUGAAACAAUUGAUGUUGCUGAGAUUUUCAAGGGAGAGGAGACCAGUUUUGUUGAGUAUAUCGAAUGGAAAUCAAAGCUUGAUAUAGAUAAUUGUGAUGAGUAUGAGUAUGCAGCAGACAAACCAGAACACAGAGAUAAUAGCACACAUAUUACUGAACUAGCCUUUGAAGAACUUGAUUCAGAUUUCAUUAACCUACUAACAUGUAAACCAUCGGACUUAGAUUCUUUGUUAGAUAGAAGUACAUACAAUGAGCAUCGGGUGUACAUGAGAUCCGAGUCUAGAUGCAGAGCUCAAAGUUUGAGGAGAUCACUUAGCUUGGAUGAUCUUGUGCUUGCAGAAUCAAUAGAAAAUGAUUUUCUCAACAUGUUGAGCAUCGACCAGGAUCAAGAAGAUAUAGUUUCUGGUAGUGGCCAUGACUCGCCAAUAGAUCUCCUCAGACAGUGUGAAGAGGAUCCUGUAGCUUGGGGAAGCUCUGUUCUCGAUGCUGAUCUGAUGGUAGAGGAGGAAUCUUGUAGCUUUAAUCCCACAGGCUAUGGGAAAGCGGCAUUUGCAGUUGAUCUUGAUGUAUCAUUUCCCAUUCAAUAUGUCGAAAAGAAUCACCGUAGUUUAGAUCGAUCUUUAAGGGACAAAAGAAAUGCUGAAAUGUUAGAGAACUUGGAAACAGAAGCUUUAAUGCAUCAGUGGGGUCUGACUGAGAAGGCUUUUCAGUAUUCGCCACAUGCUACCUCUGGUGGAUUUGGAAGUCCGGUCUAUCUUCCUCCCGAAGAACCCUUACAUUUACCUCCUAUUGUGGAAGGCAAAGGUCCAAUUGUUCGGACAAAGGACGGUGGUUUCUCGAGGUCAAUGAAUCCCUUGCUUUUCAGAAAUGCAAAUAAUGGUGCUAGAUUAAUCGUGCAAGUCUCUGCUCCCGUUGUGCUACCCUCAGCAAUGGGAUCUAUGACACUGGAAAUGCUACGAUGUUGGGCAUGUGUAGGAGUUGAAAGGAUGUGUUUUCAGGCAAAUGAAUUGAUGCCUCUGGAAGAUGUCACAGGGAAGACAAUACAGCAAGUGCUGGCAGAAGCAGAAUCGGCAUCAGAUGCUUCCAAUAGAUGCGAUGAACAACGGGAAUCUGAUGAUGGCGAGUCAGUUGUUGAGAAGAAAACAGCUGAAUAUCAACAUUCUGCUGUCCUAUACUCUUGCUCCAGUGCAGAGCAGAUUGGUUCUGAUUCUGUGUCGAUAGAAGAUCUUGUUCCCAUGGCCAUAACCAACAUUGAGAGCCUUUUAGUUGAAGGGCUAAAGAUUCAGUCGGGCAUGCCAGAUCAAGAACCUCCUACAAGCAUUAUGAGCCAUCUUUCUGGGGCCUCAACCUCCUCAAUUCUUGGUGCCGAUGAAUUAAUCAAGUGUUCCUUGUCAUUGGAGGAAUGGCUGAGGUUGGAUUCAGGUCAACUUCAUAUUGAAGAAUCCAAUCAUGAAAAUAUGUCGAAGCUUUUUGCAGCUCAUGGUGCUAAGCCUCUAGAAUUGGGCAGCGAAGAGCUCAAAAUGGACGAUGAAAUGGUGAAGCUGUUAGGUAGGAGUGGCGGUGCUUUCAGCGAAAACUUCAGAAUGGGCUUAAAAGUGCAGCUUAGAGAUCCCCUACGUAACUAUGAGAUGGUGGGCUCCCCUAUGCUUGCUCUGGUUCAAGCGAAUCGGGCUUAUUUGCCACCACAGCCAGAGAUGACUGACCGCGAGGGUGAAGAAGCUGAUUCUGAAGAGAAUAGGAAGAAUAUCUAUCAACCAAUGUUCAAAGUCUCAGAAGUCCAUCUUGCUGGAUUCAAUGUAGCACGACAUGGUAAUAAGCCGGUCUGGGGAAGUAGCAGACAACACCAAUCUGGAUUGCGGUGGUUGCUCUCGAGUGGCAUGGCAAGGUCCAAGAAGAAUCUUGUUUCAAACUCUAACAUAGUUGUAAGAUCAUCAUCUGGAUUAGUGAGGAAGGCGAAAUCCGAAGAAGAUGUUUUGUGGAGCAUAUCUGUUCCUACCGAAGGCGAAGCAACUACAUGGGAUGAAAGGAUUGCCCUAAAUGUUCAUGUAAGAAAUCCUGAUAUAGUUUUUCCCAUAUAAUCUGCCUAGUGAUGAAAAGGAGCAGAAUUAGACUAGCUUCUUUAAUUCUUUGAAAUGGGGCAGCAUAUAUUAUAUAGAUAGGUUUUUAAGCAUGAAAAUCUGUUGAAAAAUGUACAAGAUUGGCUGCACAUAGCAUCACUGUACAGAAUUCCUCAUAAAUUAUGAAUCCAUUAUGUUUUCUCUAGAA
Messenger RNA from Salvia miltiorrhiza (redroot sage), 3734 nucleotides. RefSeq names its product protein PLASTID MOVEMENT IMPAIRED 1-RELATED 1-like. The transcript is spliced from 3 exons. NCBI's taxonomy places the organism in Eukaryota, Viridiplantae, Streptophyta, Magnoliopsida, Lamiales, Lamiaceae. The record is from RefSeq and is a predicted model, not a curated record. The coding region runs from base 281 to 3547 and encodes 1088 amino acids.